UGCUCCCGCCGGCAAGAUGGCGGCUGCAGGGGUUCUGCUGCGGGGCCUGUGCCGCCUGUGUCGCGUGCUGCUGUUCCUCUCGCAGUUCUACAUCCUCUCGGGCGGCGGGUCCUUCAGUGUAGAGCCUUCGCAGCCGCUGGCUCAGUCCGACAAGGAUCCGGGCCCCACACGUACGUUCACAGUAGUGCCCAGGGCAGCAGAAAGCACCGAUAUCCCACCUUAUAUGAUGAAGUGUCCGAGCAAUGGUUUGUGUAGCAGACUUCCCGCAGACUGUAUAGAGUGCAAGACCAAUUUCUCCUGUGUCUAUGGGAAGCCUGUCACUUUUGACUGCACAGUCAAACCUUCUGUUACCUGUGUUGAUCAAGACUUCAAAUCCCGAAAGAGCUUUGUCCUCAACAUGACUUGCAGGUUCUGCUGGCAGCUUCCAGAAACCGACUACGAGUGCUCCAGCUCCACCAGCUGCAUGGCGGUGUCCUGCCCGCGGCAGCGCUACACGGCCAACUGCACCGUGCGGGACCAUGUCCACUGCCUCGGUAACCGUACUUUUCCGAAAAUGCUGUACUGCAACUGGACUGGCGGUUAUAAGUGGUCUACUGCUCUGGCUCUGAGCAUCACCCUUGGUGGGUUUGGAGCGGACCGCUUCUACCUGGGCCAGUGGCGAGAAGGCCUCGGCAAGCUCUUCAGCUUCGGGGGCCUGGGAAUAUGGACGCUGCUCGACGUCCUGCUCAUUGGAGUCGGCUACGUGGGACCAGCGGAUGGCUCUUUGUACAUUUAGCUGCAGUUGCGCGCUUCAGAGAGGAGCAGUGCUUAGAAAACGGCCUCUUCCCUGUAGGAGUCCAUGUGCCGUGAAUGGUGUAUGUGUAUGUUUUUAAUGUACAGCAUCUGUACUCUGCCUGCCUUGAUGAAGGUAAAAUAAAAAACACUGAACUAUGUUUAUCUGGAAUUCGUUUUUAUUUGCCUGAAGCCUAUUUUUUUUUUCUGUGAAAAAAUUUAAACUUACUUAAACUAGAAGAGCAACCUGUGCAGCGACUGAAAAUCUGUUCAAUUCGUAGACUUGAGUUUUAUAUUGCUUACCUCAAACUGUGUCACAUGUAUCUCCAGCCUGAGUGUCAUCUGCCGUAAAAAGCUUUUCAGCUAUAAUUGCAGGAAGUGGGAAGUGUUACUCUUUAUUAUUCUUUAGCUAAAUAAAAUUAUCUACCUGAAUUUCAGUCAUCUCUGAGUUUUGCAGUGUAAUGUCUAUGUAGUCUGGUCUUCAUAUAUGACUGUUUGAAGUAAACUGCAGAAAUUUUGUGUCUGGUUCCUGUGAUUGGAAUUUUGUUAGUAAUAUAAAAUGUUGCAAGAGUACUGGAAAAUUAAUAAAACUACAAGUUACUUUAAAAA
This is a messenger RNA of Balaenoptera ricei (Rice's whale), 1380 nucleotides long. RefSeq names its product TM2 domain containing 3 (gene TM2D3). The transcript has 6 exons. The record is from RefSeq and is a predicted model, not a curated record. NCBI's taxonomy places the organism in Eukaryota, Metazoa, Chordata, Mammalia, Artiodactyla, Balaenopteridae. The coding region runs from base 17 to 775 and encodes 252 amino acids.